Molecule: messenger RNA, 1557 nt
Organism: Prorocentrum cordatum
Lineage: Eukaryota; Dinophyceae; Prorocentrales; Prorocentraceae
Source: the annotation of a GenBank genome assembly
AUGGCCACGCAUGUGCGUCAACAUUUUGUCCUGACGCUCGUGAAGCUGUCUUUGGGCACCGUCGCCGUGCUCUCACUUGGCGUUGGCGGCGCGGACGCCACCAAGGCAUCAGCCGAAGAUAGCAACGCGAAGGUGGUGACGACGUGGCCCUCUGCUACCUCACUUGGCGAGGCGGCCGUGGCGCGGACUGGUCUGCGGGGCACACAGCCAGAGCUCGACGCCAGCCGCGGCGUCGCGGACAGUCGCGUCCGCAACGGGACGCUCUCCGCGAUUGCAGACAGCAAGGCCUCGACAGCUGUCUCACUCCUGCCUGCAUGGCCGUGGGCGACGGAUGUGGCGUUGGGAGGUCCGCAGCAUGAGGAGGACCGCCGGCUAGUUCAAGUCUAUAGCUAUUUGGAUCCAGGCCUGACCUGCUACAACGUGGGCCUCCCAGACCCGUCGAACUCCACGGAGUGCUUCGGCCCCGCGAUGGAGUACGUCGGAUUGACUGGAACUGGAGAUCCAAUAAAUUUCGGAUCGGCCUUUUCGUUUACUUUCGGUUGUGUCUACGACUCCGACAUGGACACGGUUGGGCUCCCCGACGUGCCGAGCUCGACGGAUUGCCAGAACCUCGCGAUGGUUGCUGCUGGCCUGAGCGAUAAGUCUUUCACUGGAAUCCCGGCAAACUUGGGGUUCAGCUGUGUCUACAACGACGUCACGGACGGCGGCGUUCUCUAUUCCACAACCACUGGGCCUGGCUUCUCGCUCCUGCCACUGGGCUGGACGUGCCCCGACGCGGGGCUGCCCGACAUCCCGAGCGAAGAUAAUUGCUUCACCACUGCGGCGCAAACGGUAGGCGUGACCGCUGGAACUGAGGUCUUCGUCGCGGGCACGGCGGCGGGGAUCAGCUGCGUCUAUGACACCAUUCUCAAUAUUCUGUACUUCGGGGAAGCGACAGGCAGCGAGACCGAGGGUGAUCCAGAUUUCCAGUUCAUCUGUCUCGGGGAGUACACGACUACUGAAACCUCCUCGUCGAUCACGACUUCCAGUGCAACCAGCAGCACAUUUGCGACAACCAGCGCAACCAGCAGCACAAGCGCAACCAGCAGCACGACAGCCACCAGCAGCACCACCGUGAGCAGCACGACGGGAACCAGCAGCACCACCGUGACCGGCAGCAGCUCCACUACAGCCACCGUCACGACGACCGAAAGCAGCACCACCAGCGCCACGAUGACUUUCACCAGCACCGCCACCACCGGGGUGUACUCCCUGAUGUCGGAGAAUCAAUUCUGUCCUGACUUUGGCCUCGAAGACGUGUCAACCCAAGACGAGUGCUAUGAAGUGGCGCGGCUCGCCGUUGGCUUGUCAGACAAGGGGACGUAUCCUGGCACAUUCUCGGGGUUCAAAGGCUGCGUUUACAACACCGGAUCUGACAUAGUCAUGUUUGCGAAUGACGGGGACGCCACCACAACGCUAAGCGGUUGGCAGUACAUUUGUCCAAGCGCGACCACUACAACCACUACGGGGACCUCCACUGUGAGCAGCACGACGGAAAGCAGCAUAGCACCACUGUGA